AUGGCCAACCAAGGGAACACACUGCGUCAUCAGAUGCCGCCACGCCCCGCCCGUUCCGUGCCUGGUGUUGGACAUGACAUCAUCUCCAGGCAGGCCCAGUCAUAUACAAAAUCUUCACAAAUAAGGCUAGGGAUGGGGGUGAUAGAGACUGGUCUGAGAUCAUUAAGUGACUGUGGACUGGAGGUUUUGGGGAUGGGGGUGACGCAGUUUGGCUUCAGGCCUGGCAAAUCCACAGCAGACCUCCUCCUCUUCCUCUCCAAGGACUGGCAAGACGCCCUGGAAGAAGGCCUGGACACCCUUGUGGUGGCCCUGGACAUUGCUGGGGCUUUUGACAGGGUCUGGCACGCGGGGCUCAUUGAAAAGCUUCGCGCCAAGGGUGUGCAAGGUGACCUGUUAAUGCUGCUAGAAGAUUACCUCCAGAGUAGGACCAUUCAGCGGCGAGCCCUGCGCUUGGUGGCCACCGAUGAGGACCAACAGCACCCCACCACCCAGUAA
Scylla paramamosain (green mud crab) is the source of this 495-nucleotide messenger RNA. RefSeq lists its product as uncharacterized. NCBI's taxonomy places the organism in Eukaryota, Metazoa, Arthropoda, Malacostraca, Decapoda, Portunidae. The record is from RefSeq and is a predicted model, not a curated record. The coding region runs from base 1 to 495 and encodes 164 amino acids. The transcript is spliced from 4 exons.